GAGAGAGAGAGAGAAAGGCAGAGAGAGGGUGCUCCUCCAUUCAUCAUUGAUCCACUGCAGGACUGUUUCAGGGGGUGUGAAUUAUGGGCCCCUGUUGUCACCGUGCCUGCUCUGCGCUGGACAUUUCACCUCGCCACUGUAAAUUUACAAAAGGGAUUACGUUCUGCUGACCAGUGAUUUCAGAGCCGUACCCGAACCCUCCCCUGCAUGACAGAGGACUUCAUUGCAGGGUUUGGUGUUUAUUAUUAUCUUUACAUCUAUUUUUUACGAGGGUCUCGAACAAGGCAGUCGGGAGAGAAAACGGAUCUGGACAACAGACAACCUCAGUAAGUCGCUGUUUACGCAUUGAUGAAACCGGCUCCUACUCCCUAAGGAGGGUGUGCGGAAUAAAAAAAAAAAAAAAAACGAUUUGUAGUUGCCUGGGCGUUUUGGACGCGCUCCGUAUAAACGGUGAUGCCUCGGCGACGCGCCGGAGUCGCAGAAGGAAGAGGCAGGUGAGGUGCGGCUAAGGAGCGCUAUUCCAGACUACAGCCUUGGAUACCAGGAGAGCUGCUGCAGCCGUCACCCUUUUCUCCGCUGAGGGAAACGAGAGCGACAGAGAGGGCGGGUUGGCACCUGCUCCAGCCUCCCCAUACCUGGCCAUCUGGUGCGUGCAUGUGUGCUGCUGCCAUGGCAACAGUGGCUCCUCCCCUAGCGCUUCUCCUCCUGCUGCUUCAGCUGGCUGAUGGCUCAUUCCCAGAGGAGCCAGGUCCACUCAGCUACGUCCCCAUAGAGGUGGUGAGGAGAUACCCCGUGUUCCUGGGCAGAGCUCAUCGUUCCGCUCAGAGGCAGGAGCUCCACAUCCAAACGGUCCUCCAAGUCAACCGCACGCUGUACAUCGGAGCCAGGGAUGACUUGUACAGAGUGGAGCUGGACAACAUGGCAGGCGAAGAGAUGUUCUACAGCAAGAAAAGGACCUGGGAGUCCAACAAGAACGACAUCCGGGUGUGUCGGAUGAAGGGCAAACAUGAGGGAGAGUGUCGUAAUUUCAUCAAGGUCUUGCUCAGCCAGCACGAUGGCCUGUUUGUAUGUGGAACAAAUGCUUACAACCCACUGUGUGCCAACUACACUCGAGACACUCUAGAAAUGGCAGGGGAGCCCGUCAGCGGGAUGGCCCGGUGUCCGUAUGAUCCCCGACACGCUAACGUGGCGUUAUUUGCAGAUGGAAGUCUUUUUACCGGCACUGUGACAGAUUUUCUGGCCAUUGACGCGGUGAUCUACCGAAGCCUCGGCGACAGCCCAGCUCUCCGCACAGUGAAGCACGACUCUAAAUGGUUCAGAGAGCCCUACUUUGUGAGUGCCAUGGAGUGGGGGCCUCAUAUUUAUUUCUUCUUCAGAGAGAUGGCUAUGGAGUUUCAUCACCUAGAGAAGGUUAUGGUAUCCCGUGUAGCACGCGUGUGUAAAUCAGACUUGGGUGGGUCUCAGCGUGUCCUCGAGAAGCAGUGGACUACAUUCCUAAAGGCACGCCUCAACUGCUCCAUCCCGGGAGACUCCCAUUUUUACUUCAACCUCCUUCACGCCACAAGCAACAUCAUCCAUAUGCAGGGACGGGACGUCAUCCUGGGUCUCUUUUCCACACCCCCAAACAGCAUCCCAGGCUCUGCAGUUUGUGUGUUCGACAUGCAACAGCUCGCUCAUGUUUUUGAGGGCCGAUUUAAGGAGCAAAAAUCCCCAGAGUCUAUUUGGACACCUGUACCGGAUGAGGCAGUGCCUAAACCAAGGCCUGGCGGGUGUGCUGUGCAGGGAUCCAGAUUUAGUACAUCAACAACAUUGCCAGAUGAGGUACUGAACUUUGUGAAGACCCAUCCGCUGAUGGACGAGACUGUACCCCUGCUGGGACAUAGACCUUGGGUGGUCAAGACUAUGGGAAGGUACCAGUUGACAGCCAUGGUGGUAGACACAGAAGCAGGCCCCCACAAGAACCGCACUGUCUUGUUUCUGGGCUCCACCCGAGGGACCAUCCUCAAGUUCCUAAUGAUUGCUGGUGGAGAUUCAUUCUCCCACGGCAGCGUGUUUUUAGAGGAAGUGGAGGGAUUCAACCCAGAGAAGUGUGGUGAGGACUCCCCUCAGGCCCGCCAGCUCCUGUCCCUGACUCUGGAUCGCACCAGCCACACUCUGUUGCUGGCCUUCCCCUCCUGUCUGGUCAGGCUGCCCACGUCGCGCUGCCACCUGCAUUCUCGCUGCAUGAAGAGCUGUCUUGCCUCAAGGGAUCCAUACUGUGGGUGGACCAGAGGCAGUACCUGCUCCUUUCUUAGACCGGGGACAAGAAUCCCCUUUCAGCAAGAUGUGGAAUAUGGAAACACCACCUCCCAUCUAGGAGACUGCGAUGGAAUUCUACAGCAGAGUUUGUUGAUUGAACCAGAGAGCCUGGUCUCCCUCAACCUCCUCGUCGCGUCCGCAGUCUCGGCCUUCACCAUCGGGGCAGCUCUCUCCGGGCUGGCCGUGUGCUGGAUCAUGGCCCACAAGCCUGCCAACCGCCGCCACGGCAGCAGCUCCCAGUCCUCCAUCCAGCGGCGUGAGAGGGGCCUGCUGAGUAACUCGGGCGGGAUGGCCGGCUCGGUGCUGAGUGUCACGAGGCAGGGAGGUGGGGAGCGCUCGUGCACGCAGGGUGGGGAGACCCUGUUCGUCAUGCCCAACGGCUGGGUGAAAUCGGGAGAACUCGACCCAGGGUUCCUACCCACUCCUGAACACACGCCGCAGCAGAAACGCAGAGGCCUGCGACUGUCCGACUCCAACUCCGGAGGCUGGGACACCAGCCAGACGUACCUGGGCGGAGGGUCUGUGGGUCUGGGCUCGCCCUGCCGCAUGCCCCCCUCUGUCUACCUGACCACUAGACUCUUUCAGCAGGGCGGAGGAGGGAGACAUGGCGGUGAGGGACGGGGGAACGACACACCACGCCAGCAUUACGUCUGCUUAAGCAAGCAAGAAAAAGGAGGGAAGGGUACACCUAGAGCCCCCGUCAGGAAGUCUGCUGGAGAAUAUGUCUACCCCAUGACCCCCCAGGACUCUCCUGAGCGCCGGAGGGUGGUCUCGGCACCCAGUGCCCCCGUUGAGUACAGCGAGCCGCUGCCCUUACGUUGGCCUGCCCCAGAAGGAUACAUCCUCAGCAGCCACGGGAUGGUCCCCGUCCCCCUGCCGCCGCCCACCAUGCCCCCUCCCGGUGGUCAAGCUUACAUGUCCCAGCAACACACACCGGGGCUGAGCAGGGCUCUGCUGAGGGGUGCUCUGGAGCGGGGGGAGCUGGGGGAGCUGGUGGAUCUCAGCCAGCUAAUGAGUAAGAAAAACUGCAGUGAUAGGACUCAGGCAGGCCAGUGACUGUGGAGGAAGUGAAGCAUUCCUUCCAUGUGUGGAGCCCUCCGUAAAAUGUCCAUAGAUCUCUCCUUUCUCCUCAUUCUGUCAAUCCCUCUCUCUACCCUUUCCAUCUUCGACUCCCCACAUCUAUAUUUCCUUGUCACCCUGCUCCCACUCUCCUUCCACUCUCUCAGGCGAACCUCUUCACCCCGUAACGAGUCUUUGCCUUCAACUGGCUGCUGGCUCUGCCACUCAUAUCCUGGCUAACAUUAAUUGGUCAGACGGACUGAGGUUGUUGCUGUGUCUGCAAUGCAGAGUUGCCUUUCUCUCCAGCUCUCGGGAUGAGGGAGAAGAGGGGCUGGAGGGCAAAGAUAGGCGGAAAGAAAACCAAACAGGGGGAACCAAGGAUAAGGACAGAGAUUUAUAGAAUGCCUUUCUUCUGCAAACCGACUGGAUGCUUUGUCCCUUCUCUAUAACAUUGCCAAGACUGCCAGCCAUCUGUUCCUAAGUGUAUUUCCUGUUGCUCUGAUUGCCAACAAGGGACUUGAAGCAAAACUGCAAACUCUGAAUGCUAUUAAAGUAUCUAAAGCUCGAGGUGAAUCAACAGGCGGGCGUUCUGACAGAACAGAUGAGUCUAAGCAAAUCCCUCCCCGAUUCCCUUUUUAUAGUCCUUCACCUUGCUACAUACAUACAGCUCUUGCUUACACAUGCUUGUACAGGUGGGUUCCUAGUAUUCUAUAGAAAAGCAUGACUUGUGUGCCAAAUGCCUCUAACGCGUCUCGCAGGGAUACUGGACCAUAACUCACGCCUGUGGAGAGCAGAGUGCAGGACUGAAGUGUCAGCAUUAUUCCUGCCAACUGCACCCUCUGUGUAAUGACAGCAUCUCAGCUGCACCCCCCCCCCAUUCCAACCCCCCCCCCCCUCACCCCACCCCAACUCCAUUCUCUUUAAUGACCAAUGAUUCCUCAAGGACGCCUGGUGGGGCUGUGCCACACCACUGGACUGACGAGGAAAACCGUACCUGCAUCGAAAGGAAAAAGGGGGGAAAACAGAGGUGUUGUUCUGGAAAGAAACUCAAAUAACUGCAAUAUAUGAAGACCUUUUCUGUCGCUCCAGGUUCAUUUUCCAUUUGAACGCUUGGUUUAGUGCUAUUUAUAGAACCCAGCUUUGAUUUGAGUGGGCAAAUUUCCUUUGCAGGCUUACAAGCGGGUUCAAGGUCCUUUUAGAUGCGAUACAGUGCAAAGCGACAGUUACACUGAUAAUGAUUGAAACCUCGGGUUUAACUCGGAGGCAUUGGGGGGGGGGGGGUGGAAAUGUUCCCAGCCAGCAAAUGGAACUGUAUUUUCAGCCUAUCAAAGUGUCCGGCACCAUGAAGCAGUCCACAUUUAGCACUACGCUCUGCAGCUUCAAAUUACGGCAGAGACUGAAGAUACAGGGCUGGACACCUUUAGUGGC
This is a messenger RNA of Fundulus heteroclitus (mummichog), 4785 nucleotides long. Its product is annotated as semaphorin-6B. Gene Ontology annotation, biological process: semaphorin-plexin signaling pathway; negative regulation of axon extension involved in axon guidance; positive regulation of cell migration. The coding region runs from base 655 to 3354 and encodes 899 amino acids. Lineage: Eukaryota; Metazoa; Chordata; Actinopteri; Cyprinodontiformes; Fundulidae. Gene Ontology annotation, molecular function: semaphorin receptor binding; chemorepellent activity. The record is from RefSeq and is a predicted model, not a curated record. The transcript has 17 exons.